AUUUAGGGAAUUUGGUCGUUUCAAUUAAGAGUCAGGCUCACAGAGUCCCAAAACAUCAGACAUCAUGGCAGCCCAUAAAAGGAUCAUCAGGGAGUUACAAGAUUUGGGCCGAGAUCCACCUGCUCAGUGUUCUGCUGGCCCUGUCUCUCUUGAAGACAUGUUUCAUUGGCAAGCAACCAUCUCGGGACCGGACGAUAGUCCGUACAACGGUGGAGUGUUCUUCCUUACAAUCCACUUCCCUACAGAUUAUCCUUUCAAGCCCCCAAAGGUGUCAUUCACCACGAGGAUAUACCACCCAAACAUCAAUAACAAUGGCAGCAUUUGUCUAGACAUUCUUCGAUCUCAGUGGAGUCCUGCUCUAACCAUUUCCAAAGUGCUGCUGUCAAUAUGCUCACUGCUAACGGACCCCAACCCAGACGACCCUCUGGUCCCCGAGAUAGCUCGCAUGUACAAGAGCGACGAGAAGAAGUAUAAGCAGCUGGCACGAGAGUGGACUAAAAAGUACGCCAUGUGAUCAGGACUGUUCAGUGUUCAUUUUUCUUGAGAUGGGUAAGAUCGGUCUAAAUAGUGGGUGAUGUGAGACUGUUAAAGCCACGUGUUAAAGAUAAAUUUCGACCCUUCAAAAUUCGUAUUUCGUCCAAUAAUGAUAGAACUGUGCCUAUCUGGUCAAAUAUUUUAGGGUUAAAUUAUCAGUAGAUGUUUUUAAGUUCAUAGAUGGCUUUGUAUUUCCAAUUGUUUUUAGUUGAAUAAGUGUUCUCCGCAUGAGUGAUAUGAUAUUUGAUUGUCAAGUUAGAGCUUUGUAACUACAGCUGUCAUUGAGAAUAUAUUCUUUGAAAUACAUAUCGGACAUCAGUAAAUUAAUACAGUUUAAAGUUUAGGCCGUGUGAAACUUGUUUUGAAAAUGAAUUUUUCGAUGAUGGCUGUUUAUUCCCGAACAUUGUUUUGAAACUUUGCUUCCGUGGAUUUUUUCGUUCUUAACUUGAACAUUUAACUGUAUCUCUUCGUUGUGCUAAAAGUGGCAAUAGUUUAAGUUUUAUUUUCAAAACGUGAUGCAAAUUUUGCCAGUCAAUCAUAGCCUUAAAACUCGUGAAGUUUUCUUAAUAAUUAUUCAAUCUUUUGUACAGCGUUACUAUGAUUAAAAUGCUUUUUCUAGAGUAAGUAUUUUCUCUUUAAGUCACAGACGAUGCUAUGUUAGAUUUGUAUUAUCGCAUUCAAUUUUGUUGAUGGAUUCUCUUCAGAAACAAGAUUUGGAGAUUUAUAAUUACGGGAUUCGUGACUGAUAUUGUCAAAAUGGAUCAGCGGUAAAGACUGUUUCUGGUUCCGGCUUCUAAAUUAAACCACUAAAA
This is a messenger RNA of Bolinopsis microptera, 1346 nucleotides long. Its product is annotated as ubiquitin-conjugating enzyme E2-17 kDa-like. NCBI's taxonomy places the organism in Eukaryota, Metazoa, Ctenophora, Tentaculata, Lobata, Bolinopsidae. Gene Ontology annotation, biological process: protein polyubiquitination. Gene Ontology annotation, cellular component: nucleus. The record is from RefSeq and is a predicted model, not a curated record. The transcript is spliced from 6 exons. Bases 65 to 514 code for a protein of 149 amino acids. Gene Ontology annotation, molecular function: ubiquitin conjugating enzyme activity.